GUACAAUGUGUGUAUCAUGGCUUAUGGGCAAACUGGAAGUGGGAAGACAUACACAAUGUUGGGACCACAGCUCGAGGAGAACUUUGCAUUCUCCACAGAAGAUGAAUCAGAACUUGGAAUUAUUCCUCGAGCUGCCCAAGAAGUGUUCAGGCUUAUUUCAGAAAAGCCACCAGGAAGUUACUGGGUUGAGGUUUCUGUUGUAGAAGUGUAUAAUAAUGACAUUUUUGAUCUUCUGGCCAAAGACAGUUGUGGAAAAGUAUUUGGCGUCAAACGUGAUAUUGUUACAACCAGAGAAGGGAAGAGCGAUGUUCCAUUGCUUACGCACGAGACUGUUGAAAAUGCAUCUGAAUUUUUGCAUCUAGUCUACAAAGGCCUACAGCUGAGAGUCAGGCACCCAACACUGGUGCAUGCUCAUUCCUCUCGUUCUCAUCUGGUAGUUACAUUGACCAUAACCACCAUCACCUCUGGAGAUAACUUUGGUACUUCAUGGGAAGAUGAACAAACCAGUCAAAGACUAAAUAAAGAGGUUUCUGGCACCUUUCCACAAAAAAUGAGGGACAAUAAAUCCACCUCUUCUUCCAGAGCCUCUUCACCAGCACAACUUGAAGCCACUGAGAAACUGAAGCAAGUCAAAACUAGAUUGCAGCUGGUGGACCUGGCUGGUAGCGAGUGUGUGGGUAUGUCUGGAGUGACAGGCGCAGCACUGAGAGAGACAUCCUUUAUUAACCGCAGCUUGUCUGCCCUAGCAGACGUCCUUGGAGCAAUAGCAGAACAGCGACCUCACGUACCUUAUCGAAACAGCAAACUUACGCAUCUGCUUCAGGACUCCGUAGGAGGUGAUGCUAAACUGCUGGUGAUGCUGUGCAUCUCUCCUGACCAGAAGUACUUAACAGAAUCAAUGCAGUCUCUGGGAUUUGGAACUCGUGCUCGGCAAGUUCAGAGGGGACAAGUCAAGAAAAAAAAUUUCCCAGUGCAGAGUAAAGCAAAAUAA
Antrostomus carolinensis (chuck-will's-widow) is the source of this 991-nucleotide messenger RNA. It is a transcript of the gene KIF25, whose product is annotated as kinesin family member 25. Gene Ontology annotation, molecular function: microtubule motor activity; ATP binding; microtubule binding. Gene Ontology annotation, cellular component: microtubule cytoskeleton. NCBI's taxonomy places the organism in Eukaryota, Metazoa, Chordata, Aves, Caprimulgiformes, Caprimulgidae. The transcript has 6 exons. Gene Ontology annotation, biological process: microtubule-based movement. The record is from RefSeq and is a predicted model, not a curated record. The annotation marks the transcript as partial.